UGGAGGAAGUGAAUUCACAUUUUUUGUUUAGAUUUCCCCCUAGUCAUCGUUGCCUUCACUUUACCACUAUCACAUCCAGCCGUAACAUAUACACCUGUCCGUUACCAGAUCUCUUUUAACUCUGCAGAAAUGCCUUUGGAGAACCUGGAGGAAGAGGGUUUACCUAAAAACCCCAAUCUCAGGAUAGCUCAGCUGAAGUUUCUACUGACUCUCGAUGAUCACAGGCAUGAUGCUAAAGUGAAAAGCGAGCUGAUGGAUGCCAUCAAACAAAACAACAUGGCCCCGUACUAUGAAGCCCUAUGCAAAGAGCUGAAAUGGCAGGUGGACACGGAUCUGUUGAGUAAAAUGAAGAAAGCCAAUGAGGAGGAAUUGAAACGACUUGAUGAUGUUCUGGAAGAUGCUGAGAAGAGCCUCGGAGAAAGUGAGAUCAGAGAUGCCAUGAUGGCCAAAGCUGAAUAUCUCAUACGCAUUGGUGAUAAGGAAGGAGCCCUGACUGCCUUCAGGAAGACUUAUGACAAGACCGUUGCCCUUGGGCAUCGCUUGGAUAUUGUCUUUUACCUGCUGAGGAUUGGCCUGUUUUACAUGGACAAUGACCUCAUCACCCGGAACACUGAGAAAGCCAAAAGUCUGAUCGAGGAAGGCGGAGACUGGGACAGAAGGAAUCGCCUGAAGGUGUAUCAGGGUCUUUACUGUGUGGCCAUCCGUGAUUUCAAGCAGGCAGCAGAGCUUUUUCUGGAUACCGUCUCCACAUUUACCUCUUAUGAGCUUAUGGACUACAAGACGUUUGUUACAUACACUGUGUAUGUGUGUAUGAUAGCACUCAAGCGGCCGGACCUGAGAGAGAAGGUGAUUAAAGGUGCUGAGAUCCUAGAGGUGUUGCACAGUUUACCUUCCGUCCGUCAGUAUCUCUUCUCUCUGUACGAGUGCCGUUAUUCUGUAUUUUUUCAGUCGUUGGCUCGAGUAGAACAGGAGAUGAAGCAGGACUGGUUGUUCGCGCCUCACUACCGUUACUAUGUUCGUGAGAUGCGCAUCCUUGCCUAUAGCCAGCUGCUGGAAUCCUACCGAUCCCUCACACUGGGAUAUAUGGCAGAGGCUUUUGGAGUCAGCACAGAAUUCAUCGACCAGGAACUCUCACGAUUCAUCGCUGCAGGCCGCCUACAUUGCAAGAUCGACAAAGUCAAUGAAAUCGUGGAAACCAACAGACCUGAUAGUAAGAACUGGCAGUACCAGGAAACCAUAAAGAAGGGAGAUCUCCUGCUGAACAGAGUGCAGAAGCUGUCUAGAGUGAUCAACAUGUAGUCCAGUCUGUGCUGACGUUUGUUCAAUCUCAGUAUCUUUUCUGGAAAGCAACUUGACUUUUGUUUUAUGUACAGUAUAUAAUAAAACUGAAAGAAAACUG
Molecule: messenger RNA, 1399 nt
Organism: Triplophysa rosa
Lineage: Eukaryota; Metazoa; Chordata; Actinopteri; Cypriniformes; Nemacheilidae
Gene: psmd6
Product: proteasome 26S subunit, non-ATPase 6
Exons: 8
Coding region: 130-1299 (389 amino acids)
Biological process (GO): proteasome-mediated ubiquitin-dependent protein catabolic process
Cellular component (GO): proteasome regulatory particle
Molecular function (GO): protein binding
Source: RefSeq, a predicted model, not a curated record